AUGACGUCCUCUAUUGCUACAUAUCAGUCCGCAACGAAGGCGUUUUCUACGCACGAUGGAGCCGACGAAAUCAUCGAGAAACUGAACAGAAUUCUCGACAAUGUUAACGAGAAGGUCACUGGUCCGGCGUAUGGCGGGCCGACUCGACUACUCCCCACCCUUUAUCUUGGUAACGAGAUGCAAGCUCGUAAUACCACUCGUCUGAGAACUCUUGGUAUCACUCACAUCAUCAACAUGGCCAGCAGCUACAUCACCACUGACCAGAAGUAUUACGGCUCCGACUUCGCCUAUUUGGGCAUCCCUUGCGAGGACACCGACAACUACGAUAUCAUUUCUGCCUUCGACAAGUGCAAAAAGCAUUAUUAUGACGCCAAACGCAGCGGCGGAGCGGCACUUGUACACUGUGUGAUGGGAAUCAACAGGAGCGGGUUCUGCGCCAUUGCUUUGGUAGCUCUGGACAUGAACGUCGACAUUCUGCAAGCAGCAUCCUAUGUUCAUGAUCGUCGCGAGUUCCUCCUAUCUAAUCGCGGUUUCCGUCGGCAGCUGGUGCAGUGGGCCGCCAGAGAAGGAAAACUGCCCCAGUGA
Molecule: messenger RNA, 585 nt
Organism: Perkinsus marinus ATCC 50983
Lineage: Eukaryota; Perkinsozoa; Perkinsida; Perkinsidae
Product: Dual specificity protein phosphatase, putative
Exons: 3
Coding region: 1-585 (194 amino acids)
Biological process (GO): negative regulation of MAPK cascade; protein dephosphorylation
Cellular component (GO): cytoplasm
Molecular function (GO): MAP kinase phosphatase activity; protein tyrosine/serine/threonine phosphatase activity
Source: RefSeq, a predicted model, not a curated record